Closterium sp. NIES-65 is the source of this 627-nucleotide messenger RNA. The record is from the annotation of a GenBank genome assembly. NCBI's taxonomy places the organism in Eukaryota, Viridiplantae, Streptophyta, Zygnematophyceae, Desmidiales, Closteriaceae.
AGAUGCAUGCCUCGAAGAAAGCUCACAUGGAAAGUGGAAGUGAUAAGGACCCUGAGAUGCCAAAUCAGGCCAUGCUUGAUGAUUUCGGAUCUGCUGAAGCUAUGAGGGAAAGAAAUGAGACGCCAGUAGUGGCAGGAAAUGGCAUAAGACAUGAUGACGUGACUCCACCUGCUCAAGGGCUUUUGGAUCUUGAACGAACAAAGAACUCUUCGGGUGGGGUCCCACUUCCAAUGGAGGAGGAAAAUCAACCAGACUUCUAUAGAGGAAACCGUCCUCAAAACAUAGCAGAUUUCUUGAUGGAAGGCUCGCCACAGAUUCCUCAAAACUUGGCUGAUGAUUUGACUGCUCAAUUUCCCGGGCAGAGUGCUGAAAAGUAUUCUUCCAAACAUAGCAGCAGUGGACUGCGAGGUGCACUGAGCCAGUUUGGUGUAUCCGAGCCCCUGCAAGAAACGGAUGCAACACAGACACAAUUCCCUGCAACUUCCAUUGACAAGAGGACAGCAUCUCUUGCUGGAUUUUUCCGUCAGCAAGUCUUCAGCAAUCCAGAAAUAAAUUUCGCAUCACUGCAUGAACUUUUAGCAGACUGCAACAGGCAGCAAGCAGCCCGCAUCUUUUACCAAACAUGUG